AUGGAAGCGAUCAGUCACGCUGGAACCUGCGUAGGAAUUCUGACUAGCGAAGGCGCUUUACUCGCCGCCGAAAAUCGCAACGUCCACAAACUUCUCGACUCUUCCGUCUUCUCAGAGAAAAUCUAUAAGCUUAACGAAGACAUGGCAUGUAGUGUGGCCGGGAUCACUGCAGACGCGAAUGUUCUGAUAACAAUUCUGCGCCAGCAUGCGCAAAAGUAUUAUCGGCAAUACGGCGAAAUGAUUCCGUGUGAGCAGCUCGUUCAACAUUUGUGCGAUUAUAAACAAGCAUACACGCAGUACGGAGGCAAGAGACCCUUUGGCGUCAGCCUACUGUACAUUGGCUGGGAUAAGCAGUACGGAUAUCAGUUGUACCAGUCUGAUCCGAGUGGAAAUUACAGUGGCUGGAAAGCGACAUGUAUCGGAAAUAAUAGUCAGGCUGCUAUAGCGAUGCUGCAACAGGAGUAUAAGAUGGGCGAAAUGACAUUAAAAUCGGCAAUGAAUCUUUGCUUCAAAAUUCUCGCCAAAACUAUGGAAGUGAAGAUAUCAGCUGAAAAAGGUGUCAGGGAGAACUUUAGCAAAAUUCCUGUGCCCUUGUCUUUCACUCGUUUUGCUCAAGUAGUGAAAGCUGCUGACAUGUCUUACGAGGGUGAUCAUUUGGGGUGA
Messenger RNA from Soboliphyme baturini, 663 nucleotides. Lineage: Eukaryota; Metazoa; Nematoda; Enoplea; Dioctophymatida; Soboliphymatidae. The record is from the annotation of a GenBank genome assembly.